Messenger RNA from Haemonchus placei, 372 nucleotides. NCBI's taxonomy places the organism in Eukaryota, Metazoa, Nematoda, Chromadorea, Rhabditida, Trichostrongylidae. The record is from the annotation of a GenBank genome assembly.
AUGAGACGAGAUCUUGCUUUAUCCGUUCUUGUUCUUCUAUUAAUAACGAUAUGUCUAGCCCAGCGUGGUGGCGGUGGUGGAUACGGCGGAAUCAACCCUGAAGUUAUUAUGAUGGAUGUAAUGGAUGGAGCUAUUAACGGUGCGGUUCAAGGUGCGAUUCGGGGUGCGGAGCAAGCAGUGUCGAGUCGACAGCAGCGAGACGACAGCAGCGACUUUUCUGAUUACAAAUACCGUGGCAUUCGUUACGGCCAAUUCGAUAACCACCGACAAGAAUCAUUCCCGUUCACUCAGACAAAGAUCCAGAAGAAAGAAGAAGGAGCGCACAUUGUCAGAAAGCUGAGGAUAGCUGAAGCAAUCACCAGAUCCCGUUGA